AUGCUGGGCACCACGCUCCUGACGCUGGCCUUGCUCCUGGGGACCUCCGCCUGGCCCAGCGGGCCACCUGGUGCCCUGCAGUCGAGGGACUGGGGCAAAGGGGGCCCCCAGAUGGGUGGAGCAUCCCACUGGCUCAAGCCCCCACCAGCCAGUGGUCGGCAGGGGGUGGUGCCGGCACCCGCGGAGCUGCCCGCCUCCUGGGGCAUACGCGGCCCUGUGUGCUACCCUCCCUCCCCAGUGGCGCCCGGGCCCUGGCUGCGCAGACCCCUUUUCAGUCUGGAGCUGUCGGACGCGGAGGACGCCUUCCCGCGCCGCGCAGGGCCGCUGGAGGUCCCCGCCGACAGCCGCGUGUUCGUGCAGCCGCCGCCGCCGCGCCCGGGGGCUGCGCGCCCAGCCCGCUUCAGCUUCCGCCUGCGCCCGGUCUUCAACGCCUCGGUGCAGUUCCUGCACUGCCAGAUGGGCCGCUGCCGCCGCCUCCGGGGAGCCCGCCUCACGCCCGCGCCUCUGGCGCGCUCACCGCCAGCGUCACCCUCGCAGUGUCUACCCCAGGACCUGGCGUGCGCGGGCUCGGGCAGCGGCAGCGGCGAGCGCCCGGGCGCAGAGGGCGCGCACCUGCACACGCUGACGCAGCCCAUCGUGGUCACGGUGCCGCGGCCGCCCCCCAGGCCACCCAAGGGUGCCCCCGGCAGAGCUGUGCGACCCGAGCCAUCUGCUCCGGCCCCGGCGGCCCUGGAGCCCGCGCCGGUGGUGGCGCUGGUGGUGGCUGCUUUCGUGCUGGUGCCCGGCCGGCGGGAGGCAGGGGACAGCGACCGGCCUCGGCAGGGUUUGGCUUCUCCGCGCCCCGGCCCUGCCGAAGGCCGGUGGACAUGCUUCUGCCCCCAGAUCCGGGACUUCCUCCGGCAGCUCAAGGCCCGCGUGGCCCGGGAGGCCCUUCAGAGAGUGCAUGCAGGUGGCCCACAGGCUCCGAGGCACCGAGAAACGCAGCCCCCAGCCCCCAUCGAGGUAUGGAUGGAUCUGGCUGAAAAGAUAACGGGUCCGCUGGAGGAAGCCCUGACUGUGGCCUUCUCACAGGUGCUCACCAUCGCGGCCACAGAGCCCAUCAGCCUCCUGCACUCCAGGCCCCCCAAGCCCACACAGGCCCGUGGACAGCCACUGCUCCUCAGCCCCCCUGGAGGGCAGGAGAAUCAGAACCCCCAGCCCACCCCCGGCCCUGCCCCCGAGACCCUCCAGCCCACCCCUGGCCCUGCCCCCGAGGCCCCUUGCCCUGCCCCUGUGGCACCUCCCACAUCGCUGCCCGGCUCCCCCGCCCAGGACUUCGCUGUGGACUUCGAGAAGAUCUAUAAGUACCUGUCGUCCGUCUCCCGCAGUUGCCUCGGCCCCGAGCUCUCUGCAGCUGAGUCAGCUGUGGUCCUUGACCUGCUCAUGGCCCUUCCCGAGGAGCUGCCACACCUGCCCUGCGGUGCCCUGGCCGAGCAUCUGCUGGACAUGUAUGCGCACCUGACCGCCCCCCAGCCCCACCCAGCUAGUGGGAGCCUGGGUCCUGAGGGCGAGGACGUGGGCACCGGCUCCGUGGGGCAAGAGGCGGCUUGCCAGGGUCCCUCCCCGGGCCAGGAGGACACUGGGUGCGGUGAACCGAGUUCUGCCUGGCAAGCAGCUGGGGUCUGUCCCCUGAACCCCUUUCUGGUACCCCUGGAGCUUCUCGCCCAGGUGACCACCCCUGCAAGGUGAGAGACCUGGGCAGAGGACACCCCAGACAGACACCCAUGAGCUCCCAGACCAUCCCAUUACGGCUGGCACUGGGCUGCCCAGCACCAUGGAUCAUGGCCUGUGCUCGGACCGGGGUGGGAGGGUGGCCUUCAAGAAGCUUGAGUCAGUGGGUGUCAGAAACCCCAUCCUGGUACUACAGGGUUUCUGCCACAGAACCGGGAGGGGGCAGCAGCAACCCGAUGGCCACCCUGCCCCGCCCACUCGCGCCUCAUCUGUCCCCUGCCCAGUCCCCUGACCUUGAGAGUGAAUACAGCGCUGGGCUCCCA
This is a messenger RNA of Condylura cristata (star-nosed mole), 2033 nucleotides long. RefSeq names its product snRNA-activating protein complex subunit 2. Gene Ontology annotation, cellular component: nuclear body. The coding region runs from base 1 to 1728 and encodes 575 amino acids. Gene Ontology annotation, biological process: snRNA transcription. The transcript is spliced from 10 exons. The record is from RefSeq and is a predicted model, not a curated record. NCBI's taxonomy places the organism in Eukaryota, Metazoa, Chordata, Mammalia, Eulipotyphla, Talpidae. Gene Ontology annotation, molecular function: RNA polymerase II general transcription initiation factor activity.